Molecule: messenger RNA, 2619 nt
Organism: Aureobasidium subglaciale EXF-2481
Lineage: Eukaryota; Fungi; Ascomycota; Dothideomycetes; Dothideales; Saccotheciaceae
Exons: 2
Coding region: 1-2619 (872 amino acids)
Biological process (GO): chromatin remodeling
Cellular component (GO): RSC-type complex
Molecular function (GO): chromatin binding; protein binding
Source: RefSeq, a predicted model, not a curated record
AUGAGCCAGGGCACCACGCCUGUUCCCUCGACUGAGGGCGGCGUCGAGAGCGUGUCUGACGCCGAGCUUGACCAGAUGCAGAGCAUCCUAGACUACGUCUACGACUACAGAAACGCCGACGGCCAUGAUCCGUCCAAAGUCUUCCACCGCAAGGUCAACAAGCGCGCCCUCCCGCACUACUACGAGGUCAUCAAGGAGCCCAUGGCCAUGAGCGCAAUCAAGGCCAAAAUCAACUCAAAGGAGUACAGGAGUUGGACCGAGUUUGUGCGCGACUGGGCUCUGGUCUCUCACAACGCCCAAGUCUUCAACCGCGCCGACGCUGGCGCAUACAAGGAUGCCGUCGUUGUCCGUGAAAUCGUCGAGGCCGAACUCAAGAAGCUCGUCGACCUCAAGGUCAUCUCAGAGGAAGUGAGCACCUUUCCUUUCCUUGGCGACAUCCCUCCCCAAGACGAGUUCCCCAUCGAGGAAGAGGAUGACGACGAGGACGAAGACGACGAGGAAGAUGAUGAGAUGGAUGUGGACGACUCGGACGAGGAUGGCGGCAAGCGCAAGAGAAAGCGCGGUCGUCCGUCAAAGCGCGAUCGUGACUUGGACAGAGACAACGACCCCGAGACCAGAAAGAAGCGUGGCAGACCGCCAAAGGUGCUCACACCCAACGAAGCUCGUAUCCAGGCUGUCCUCAAGGGCAUCAGAAAGCCCAAGGGCGCCGGUGGCCUCAAAAUCUCGACCUUCGAACGCCUCCCCGACAAGGCCGCGAUGCCCGAGUACUACGCCGAGAUCCAAAACCCCAUGGCAUUCGACGUGCUCAAGCGCAAGCUCAAGAGAAAGAAGUACCAAUCCUUCGACCAGUUCAUGAAGGACGUCGACUUGAUGUUCGACAACGCAAUCCACUACAACCUCGAUGAAAGCCAGAUCUACAAGGACGCCGUCGAACUGAAAGCCGAGGCUCACCGUCUGGCCGACGAAGAACGUACAAAGCCCGAUACCGAAUACGUCAUGGACGAAGGCAGAAUUCCCCUGCCUACCGGCAUUCUCUACAACGGCGAGCAUUUCAAGGUCGGCGACUGGGUUCACGUCACCAACGCCAAUGACCUGACCAAGCCCAUUCCCUGUCAGAUCUACCGCACCUGGCAAGAUCCUCAAGGUGGACAAUGGAUCAAUGUCUGCUGGUACUACCGCCCUGAGCAGACCGUCCACCGCUUCGACAAGCACUUCUUGGAGAAUGAAGUCGUCAAGACCGGUCAGUACCGCGACCACCGUGUCGAUGAGAUCAUGGGCAGGUGCUUCAUCAUGUUCACCACUCGCUACUACAAGGGCCGCCCUCGUCGUCUACCCGCUGAUAUUGACAUCUACGUCUGCGAGGCUCGCUACAACGAAGAGAAGUUUAAGUUCAACAAGAUCAAGACUUGGGCCAGCUGCCUGCCUGAUGAAGUGCGCGACAGAGACUACGAGAUGGACCUGUUCGACGUGCCCCGCAAGAUGAGAAAGUUGCCGAGUCCUAUUGCAUACCUCUUGAAGGACAGCGACAAGGAGACUGAUGACAUGCCCAAGCCUGAGUGGGGAGCAGAGAAUGCACCUCCUAAGAUUGGCGCUGUCCACAGACUUCCUCGCGAUCCCAGAGAUUCUCCUCCCCCGGAGCCUACUCCCUCGCCCCCACCUCAACCCAUUGUCGCCCCUCCUCAGGCUCGUCAGCCAUCGCACAUGUCGCCAUCCAUACCGGCUCCUAAUAUGCAAGCCUACUCGCCCAUGCAGGCUCAAAUGACGCCCAUGCAGACUGCUCCUGCCCCAACUCGUCCCAUGCAACCCUUGGCCCGCUCUUCGCACACUCCUGCCCCUGCUCAGCAAUACAUGCAGCAGCACUCGGCCUCGCCUGCACCCAUGCCUAGCCUUCAUCGUGCCGGCUCUAACCAGUUCGCUCCUGCCACCCCUCAGCAGAUGACUGGCUUGCCUCUGCCUCGCACUGCCGGUCAAGGCUUCCAAUCGCAGGCUCCCGCUAUCCCACCUGCUCCAUCUGCCUUGCAGAGCCGUACGUCCUACCGCGAUCCCGCUCCUGUCGAAGUUUGGACUUUGCCCGACGCUGCUAACGCCAGCAUCCCGCCGGAGCUGCGCAACAUGUACCAAACCGAUGACCAGGGUCGCAUGCUCUUCUUCUCCACACCUCCCGUCCAGCUCGCUGAUGAGCCCAACGACCCUAACAAGAACCUCGGUCACAGUCUCGCCUACAUGGCUGAGAAGUCUCGCCGCACUCAGGAAAUCGUUGCCCGCCGCAGAGCCUAUAUGGAGAAGAAGGCCGAGCUCGCAGCCUCAAGGAAGCGCCAGCGCGACAUUGAGGACGAGAUGCGCAACGCCGACCACGCUACUCAAAUGGCCAGAGCUCUCGACUUGUACAACGCCCACAUGACUCGCAACAUUAACUUGGAGCUCUACGCCAUGUACGGCAAGGAAGGCUACAAGGAAGGACUCGAAGCUCUGCUUGACCGCGUCGAAGAGACCCAGAAGCUGGAGAUCCAGAGAAAGGCUCAGAUGGAGAAGAACGCCGCCGAGAGAGCCGCUGAGGAAGUCUCUCUCAAGUCCAACGGCGUUCUCUUCGACAAGGUCGAGGACGGCUCUUCCUACUGA